Messenger RNA from Danio aesculapii, 1472 nucleotides. It is a transcript of the gene prrg2, whose product is annotated as proline rich Gla (G-carboxyglutamic acid) 2. The transcript is spliced from 8 exons. Gene Ontology annotation, molecular function: calcium ion binding. Gene Ontology annotation, cellular component: extracellular region. Bases 574 to 1155 code for a protein of 193 amino acids. NCBI's taxonomy places the organism in Eukaryota, Metazoa, Chordata, Actinopteri, Cypriniformes, Danionidae. The record is from RefSeq and is a predicted model, not a curated record.
GGGGAAUCCACCACAGCGAGAAGACAACAGAGAAACGUAAAUGCAGUGUUGACGGUUUCUUCUCGACUUGAACCGGUAUUAUCUGACUAUUUCACCUGUACAGGACUCGACUUCAUCAGAAGCUCAUCUCAGGUCGACUCCCGCGUGGACGAAAAGAAGAGGCCCAUUCAUAACCUUUGAAAAUGACGGGCUAUCUAAACGAGACUCAAUGAACUGGAGAAACCGGAAGCCGUUUAAUCUGGCCGUAAAUUUGAUAUUGUUUUAAAUUACAUGAAAAGACCAAAUAAACAUAACAGCAUAGAAGAAAACACAAACCAAAGACGUUUGGCACUGGAGACGAGUAGGCUUAAAGCACGCUUGUUUUUGGAGGCGUUAAAUGUCGCCACACCUCUAAACGCCCGCGGCUGUGAGGUAUGUUGUCAAACUGGAAUGUCGCGUACGUGAUGAGUUUCGCUGUAAAUGAAACAGCACCAAGACGGGAAUUCUCUGGAGAAGUCUGAAAGCGUUUUAACCUAUGGUUUUAGCCCUCAAAGUUUACCUGUACGGAGCACUAGAGAGAAUUAAGAAGGUACAAUGCUGGGGUUUUCAGUAAUAUGUUUGAGCUUCUUAUCCCUGCUGCAUCUUGUUUGGGGCAGAGUGAUCUACAAUGGAAAUGAUGUUUUCUUAGAAGAAAAGUCAGCAGAUUCGUUUCUGUCCCGUAAACUGCUUUAUAACAGUUGGGAUUUCGAGGCAGUGGUGCCUGGCAAUCUAGAGAGAGAAUGCAUCGAGGAAAUCUGCUCUUAUGAAGAGGCCAGAGAAGUGUUUGAAGAUGACAUAAAGACGGCAGUUUUUUGGAAAGACUACGUCAACAGUCAUAAGAAGGUGACUGAAGUUGAUGUGGCUGGUCUGUCAGCUGGCAUCGUGGCUGCUGUAUUGGUAGUGAUUAUAGCCACUGUGCUGGGCGUUUAUUGCUACAAGAACAGAGGCAAAAAUGCAAGAGGGGGCAGUGUUCCUGUGCGAAUGGGAGCGGACGGGCAGCCAAUACCUGAAUCUGUGCCCCUGUCUGGUAUUGCGGCUGCAGGUCUCCCCUCAUACAAUGAGGCUCUGACCCACAGUGGCCAGCAUGACGCACCUCCACCGCCAUACUCCGGGACGACUCCAACUGCGCCGCCGUAAUCUUAAAAUGAGGAAUGAGCAAGAUAUUUUAAUGAGCAAGAAGAAUUUUACGAGAUGGAUUUUAUUUCACUGGAGUGCACAGCUACAACGAGUUAGUGGUCAUGCGCCACAGACAAAUGUAGUUUCAGUCACUGUUUGGCUAACUUAUUCCACUUAGGCUGUCUGUUUAGCAGCUUGCCUUUUUAUUACAUUAUUUUGCUACCAAAGGCUUUAUUGUGAAAUGCCAAUGUUUUCAUGAAUCAAGUUUGCUUCAUUUUUAAAAAGUUGUGUAGACAUUUUAAAUGUUCAUUGUUAAUAAAAUAACUAAAUAAACCUGA